Prunus avium (sweet cherry) is the source of this 888-nucleotide messenger RNA. Its product is annotated as Profilin family protein. The record is from RefSeq and is a predicted model, not a curated record. Lineage: Eukaryota; Viridiplantae; Streptophyta; Magnoliopsida; Rosales; Rosaceae. Gene Ontology annotation, molecular function: actin binding.
UUUAAAAGAAUUUUUCCACGAAAAAUUGGCUUAAAAAUUAGCCCUGGUAAUUUUUGAUUCCCGGGUCCGUGCCUGGUCAUACAUAACCACAGAGCAGGAGAGCAUCAGAGUUUUUCGAUCAUUCCAAGUUGACGAAAUGGAUUGGGGUUUUGUACAUAAAGCUUGGGACAAGUGGGCUUCUCCCAAUAUCGGCUCUGAUAAGCCAUUAAAAGCAGCUAUAUUGAUCAACUAUGACCCAACUGGUCCAUCUCGCUUGUUGUCUACUAUCGCAGAAGAAGAAGGGAUAAAAGUGAAUCCCAUCGAAUUGAGUCAAUUCAUUGAUUUCAUCAAAUGUGACAAGCUCCAGACUGAGAGCUUCAUUAUUGGACCAAACCAAUAUGUAGUCACAUCAAUUCAUGAGAAUUGGUUCUGUGCAAGGUGCAUGAACACAUCAAAAUCUACUGGUGAAGGCGCUAUCGUUAUGCAUACAGCAGCAUUUCUCUUGGUUGCAUUGUACGAUGGUUCUAUUGGCUCAGCAUCUCGUGCUAUGGUGGCUGUUGAUCAGUUUGCGUGGCAAUUAACUCGAAAGAAUCUGUAACAUUGUCAAAAAGAUAGUGUACUAGGUUGCUUAAAAGAAGGCUUAUAAGAUGCAAUGCAUCCAAUUUGAAUGAAAAUGGUUCACCCUGGAGUUGCCCUUUUCGUCUUGUUCUAUGCUGCUAAUGCAAAGAUCCUACUGGCAAAGGUGCUGUUAUCUGAAAAUUGCAAGCCUUGGAAGAAACCAAAUUGAAUGUUAAAUUGAUUUGGUGGGAUGGGCAUAGGAUUUAUUCUUAUUUAUUCUUAUUUUAACAGAACAAAAAUUAUGAGGAUCCUUUGAGAUCCCAAUAUUUCAACUAUCAUAUAAGAUCCUUU